AUGGAAUCAUCUUUUCUUCUUGAAGAACAAGUGCGGGACUUGGAAAGUAAGCUAUCGUACUCCAGUCAGACGAUUAAAACCAAAGAACAUGUCGUGCGGUUACAACAGGAGCAAAUUAAGAAAUUGGAAACUAUGUAUAAAAAAUCCUUGGAGGACAUCGCACGAGUUUCCUGCGAAUACAAACAAGCACAGAACGAGUUGGAGAAUCUCAGAAUUAUUCUGAAAUCGGUGAGGACGACUAUGAAAAGAGCAAAGAAAUCUACGCAGAAUAUGGAAUUGCAAGUUGAUUUAAAACCUCCGGUGUGUAUUGAAGACUUUCAGCAUGAAUAUAUGAAACAAUUCAACGAAAUUAACAACAUUAUAGGAUUACAAACAGAAAAAAAUCAAUAUAUUAUUGAACUGUUGCAAGAAGUAACCUCUAAUCACUUGUGUGCCAUUCUUCAGCGUGUAGAAGAACUUGCAACAAACACAGAAAAUUUAACUGUUAGGAAAGUGCAAAUACUUCCUAUACUCGUAGAAAAUGUAGAGGAAGUUAAAGACAACAUGUGUCUCAUGAUCGAAGCAAACCAUCAAACAGAUCUCAUAACUGUUGAUUCUUCAACAAAUAUCACCAUCAAUGUUUCCUCGUCACCAGUACAGGCUGUAACUGCAACAAUGAACGUUGGAUCAUCCCCUGAAGAGAUAUCUCUUCACACUUGCAGUAUUCAAUGUGAACUUAAUACAUAUUCAUCAAUUUUAAUCCAAAACACAGUCUAUGAUGAUAUAUGUAUUUUAAAAAGCUCUCUGCAGCGCAUAGAAGCAGAUGUAGAUGUUAAUGAGGAGCUUUUUGAGCAUCUGAAACAAUUAAUGUUAACUUGUCAACAUCUAGUUGAGUAUAUUUAUCAGAAAGACAAUGAAAUCGCUAGUUUACGCACAAAUGUAGACGUGAUUAGCAGCAUGUUAGAACGUACUAGUGUCUUGGCUAUUGAUGAAGUAAAACAACUGUGUAAAGAUGUAACAUUGCAGACAGGGCAAGAAUAUAUGCGGAUUAUGCAAGAGAAUGGUCGCGUUAAAGUGCAUAAUGAGAUGUUAACAACCGAAAUCGAAGAGUUAAAGAAUCACACAUGUGAAUAUCCACGAAUUGUUGUAGAAUUAAUGAAUGUAAAUACACAAACUGAGUUAGAAUUCUACCAAGAUGUGUAUACAUUUAAAAGUUUUAAAAUGCCCAUGAUGGUGUCGUGCAGCACACAAAUUUACAACUGGGCGGGAAUAACAGAUCAGAUACAGUUAUUACGCCUUGAAAAUGACGAAUUAAUAAAGAGAAUAAUCGAUUUAAAAGAGGAAUUACACUUAGCGCAGUUUAAUCAUAUCGCAAUGAAAGAACUACAAGAAAUGUGUCUAAAACUUAGCCAAGAUUCAAACCAAGAACAUUACCACCAAGCCAUUCAGGAGUUACAACUGGAAAUUUAUAACUUACGCGCGGAUAACAAACAAUUAAGUGAUGGUGUUAAACAAUUAAGAAUUGUUGUUCAUGCACAUGAUGAAUUAAUGCGAGAAAACAACAUUGAUGAUUCCUCAUUGUCUGAAUUAAAGGAAUUGAAAUGUAUGUGUCAGGAAUUAACUGUAAGCUUAAAACACAAGACGCAGUUACCUCCAAUUGAAGAGAAAUUUGAAGUUUUAGUAAAUCUAGAGAAAGAUCUGAGGGUUUUAAUGAAAGAGUUUUUAGAAUUUAAAUGGUCAUCACAGAUUGAACAUGAAAAACUAUUACUGAAACAUUCUGACUUGCUAACGCACAAUGAAGAACUUAUUAAUUGUUUGAAUCAGUAUAGAUCUGUAAAUGGGAGUUUAUUACAGUCACAUUAUGAUCUAGAGAUUGCAAAGUGUAAUGUUGACAAUGAAAAUCAAAGAUUGCUUGCGGAAAUUGUAAGUUUUACUUCUACAAUAUCAAAAUCUAGUGAAAGUUGUGGAAUCAAUACAGAUUUGACUAUAGAAGACAUUGUAGAGCUUAACCAAGUCAAAAGAGAUAAUUGUAAGCUGCAACAGGAGAUGGAUAAUGUUCUGAAGCAAAUAAAUACUUUGGAAACACUAAAUAUGAAUUUUGAAAAGAUAAAUUCGGAAAAUAAUCAAUUAAAAGCUGCAAUUACUGAAAAAGAUAACACUUUAUCAUCAUAUAAUAAUUUAAAGGAGCAAUUCCGCCAUUUGCAGUUGCACACUGAUGAAAACAUCGAAAAAUAUCGUCAUGAAGCUGAAAUUCUCAAAAAUGCAAUUUCUAAAUUAGAAAUUGAGACAAAUACAUUCAAAUCUGAAUUAGAACAAAAAGAAAAAAUAAUAAAAGACAAUAAUAGUCUACAAAAUGAGCUUGAAGACUUGCAAAUCCAAUUAAAAGCAGUUACCGAUGUUAAAGAUAAAGUAGAAGCUGAUUUUGAGAGCUAUAUUCGUACAAAUAAUUUGUUACAGCAGACUAUACACGCGCAAGACAUCGGAAUCGCAGAAGAUUUAUCUGAAACUAAAGAACAAAACGAAGCCUUACGCAGUCAAUUAAACGAUGUGCUUUAUAAUCAAGCAAAUACAGAAAGUGAAUUCGCACAGAUUACAAACGAAUGUGCAAAUUAUAAACUACAACUAGACAAAAUGGCGCAUAAAAUGGCAGUGCAUACACAAGAGCACCUCGCUUACAAAACAGACGCAGAAGAAGUCAAACAAGGACUUCUGAUGGAGAUUGCCAGACUGAAGCAGAUGCUACAGUGUCCUGACGCAUUCGACGUAAAUGAUUACCAAGGCGAAGAUGGAGCGCGUAAACUCAAGGCUUUCAUCAAUGCAAAGGAUUUAGAGAUUGAUCGCUUGAUGGGGCAGAAGAUGCGUGCAAUGGAGAUGAUGGGUCGUGGUAGAGACACGUUCAAAGUGCAGCUUAAUCCUAAAAAAUGUUCAAGAGAUUUGAGUGCAAGUGCAGGUAGUUGUUCCUCGAAACGUGGUCAUCCACGUUCAGCUUCUGUUCCCCGCACAGCAAAACAAGCAGUUCCAAAUUGGUCUAAACAGAAUAAUUCAACAAAAUGGAAGUAA
Molecule: messenger RNA, 3039 nt
Organism: Dalotia coriaria
Lineage: Eukaryota; Metazoa; Arthropoda; Insecta; Coleoptera; Staphylinidae
Product: cytadherence high molecular weight protein 2-like
Exons: 2
Coding region: 1-3039 (1012 amino acids)
Source: RefSeq, a predicted model, not a curated record